Colletotrichum acutatum is the source of this 594-nucleotide messenger RNA. RefSeq lists its product as uncharacterized. The transcript has a single exon. The record is from RefSeq and is a predicted model, not a curated record. Lineage: Eukaryota; Fungi; Ascomycota; Sordariomycetes; Glomerellales; Glomerellaceae. Bases 363 to 578 code for a protein of 71 amino acids.
UGACGUGAAUGCAAUCAUGUUCUCAAAGUAGAUGUCCUCUCGGGGUGAAAUCAAGAUAUAUAGUCAUAACAUGCAGACAACCACUGCUCGAUACCAACAAAUGCCGGUAUGAGAGCUUGAAUCAGGCACCGAUGAAGGACUGACUACCGACGUUGGAAAUCUCGAAGACAUCUGCCAAAGAUCCACGCCUCGUAAAGCCAUGAAGCUUGUCCUUCAACGAUUUCUAGUGUGUCUUCAUUUUCAUAUAUGGCAAUAUUAUCAAUGUUUCGUGCGUAUAUCGAGGGUUCACUGAUGCUCCGCUGAGGCCGUUUUGCCUGACUACUUGGCUCCAUUAUUUGAGGUAACUCUGUAGGCAGGUGCUGAUGACUACAUUCAUUCGAAUGGUAUUGGGGCUGUUACAAGUGGUAACGAACUUGGGUUAUACGGUGUCACAGAGUCUGGCAGGGUUGUUCAAGAUAUCAAUCACUGAGACAACGAUGGAUUUGGCGAUAACUUCAAAACAACCUCACACUAUCUGGAAGCUGGGAACGUUCGACCAGCCACCUCGUUUCAAGAUGUCUUCACCUCAUCAAGCCUGAGAGCCGAAUUUCACCC